This is a messenger RNA of Penicillium brevicompactum, 2001 nucleotides long. RefSeq lists its product as uncharacterized. Gene Ontology annotation, cellular component: nucleus; cytoplasm. Gene Ontology annotation, biological process: mitotic cell cycle; intracellular signal transduction. Bases 1 to 2001 code for a protein of 666 amino acids. The transcript has 2 exons. Lineage: Eukaryota; Fungi; Ascomycota; Eurotiomycetes; Eurotiales; Aspergillaceae. The record is from RefSeq and is a predicted model, not a curated record. Gene Ontology annotation, molecular function: histone H3T3 kinase activity.
AUGUCGGCACGGUCGCCCUCCCCACUGCCAGGCGCAAAAAUGCGGUCCAAGUCUGUUCCACAGCGAAGAGUAUACGGCAAACGAAGAGCCAAUGCCCCAAGAGCGGUGUUCGAAGCGAGUCCGGCCAGAGAGCGUCCAUCCAAUAAACUCCACCAUGUUGACCCCGUGCAAAAUAUUCAAACCAAACUGGCCGAAGUGAAAAUUGAGGACGAACCGACUGUGAAUGAAUUCCCGGAAUCGCCAAGUGAAGAUGGGCUUGAACGAGAAUCGCCAGAUCUCCAGUCGGAGUCAAGCCAGUCCUCGAUCGCGGAUAGUUCAGAAACCGAAGCUGCGAAAUUGGAGACCGAUCCCGCAUCAGUGACUCAGAAAAUGGAUCGAAUGGUGGAAGUCAGGAUAUACAACAAAGUCCCAAAACCGUCUCCCGACAUUAUCGCAAAUGGCGACGAGCCCAACCGAGCUUCCCCCGUCACGUCGAAGUCUACAAGUAUUCCGUUGGAGUCCACAGAGCCAUCAUCAGAGCCACCAUUAGAGCUGCCGGCAGCCCAGGAGACCGCUGAUUCAGAACAAGAAGCGCCAAAGCCCGUGGAAAAAAAGCGAGCAGUGAGAAAGAAGGUACCUGCGCCUCGACGAUCAUCGGGAGUGUUUCAUGACAGCAAAGCAAGCGAAUACGUCCUACCAAUUCUCAAGGAAGCGCUCUCCCCAAUUGCUGCGCAGAGCAUUCAAAAGUUCGACUCAUGGGCUUCACGGUCAGCAAAUAUGUUCGACGUCGCCAAACUCGCAGAGGGCUCGUACGGUGAAGUUUACAAGCUCCACCUGCGCGAAGAGGUCUGCAGACCAAUAGUGUCAAAGUCAAAGUUUGCGAAAUUGAAGUCCUACGGCGAUGGGGUCUUCAAGGUCGUCCCACUCCGGGCGAAGAGUGGCCCAGGAUCCAAAAAGUUCACCAGCAUUGACGAGAUCGUCGCCGAAGUCAAGAUGCUCAAAUAUUUAGACCCAAUUCCCGGGUUUGCUCGUUUUAGAGAGAUUCACGUUGUUCAAGGGCGUUUCCCUGAGUCUUUCCAAAACGCCUGGGAUCACUAUAAGAAGACGAAAGAUGAUUGCAUGAACCCGAACCCGUCCAACAAAAGAUCUUACCCCGACACGCAGCUAUGGGCAAUCAUCGAAAUGGACGAUGCGGGCUGUGAGCUGGAAAAAUUUGCCUGGUCCUCAAUCUUUCAAAUUUAUGAUAUUUUCUGGGGCGUUGCCAUGGCUUUGGCCCGAGCAGAGGAGUACGCGAUGUUCGAGCACCGGGACCUGCAUUUAGGAAACGUUUGUAUCCGCUCUACGCGCGAAGAUGGCUGUAUGGAUCCGCCCACAGAACAAGACAUCGCGCGGCAGUCGUCAUCUAGUGGAUUCGGUUUCAGUGCGCUCGAGACCACCAUUAUCGAUUACUCGCUUUCUCGUGCCGAUCUCCUCCUCAGCGACGAUCCAAAUGGUCUGACUGAGAUUGCAUCUUCCGAUUUGGACAAGAAGCAGUUAUUUGACGCUAUCGGCCAAGACGAAGAUGAGAUCAUGCAGAGAAACACUUAUAGAUACAUGCGCGCAACUCUCUAUUCUGGUAACCCGGCGGAAACGGAGAAGCUUCCCGACAUUCCCGGAAUCUGGGCUGAGUACGCUCCUCGCACAAAUUUGGUCUGGUUGCUCUUCUUGCUACAAAGUCUUUUCAAGAAUCGGAAGCCUGAGCCCCAGCCUCAGGCUCAACGCAAGGCUCUUGCUCCUUGCUCGCCCAACAUGAAGGCUCAGAAGCAACAAUCCGAGAACUCUGCCAAAGACUCCGCGAAAGAACACCGACCUAAGGCUCUUCAAGCUGGUGUGUCUCGUCUCAAGAAGACCCUUGAGGAGAGACUGACUGCUGUGCUUGGACUUUUGGACUUGGAAACCGGCCAUGAAGAUAUGUGCUGUGCAGCAGAUUUGGUGGCCUAUGCCAUGGACUCUCAGUGGUUGGGCGAGGAAGACUUCUUCUGA